Messenger RNA from Harpegnathos saltator (Jerdon's jumping ant), 2097 nucleotides. RefSeq lists its product as uncharacterized. The transcript has 3 exons. Bases 1546 to 2097 code for a protein of 183 amino acids. Lineage: Eukaryota; Metazoa; Arthropoda; Insecta; Hymenoptera; Formicidae. The record is from RefSeq and is a predicted model, not a curated record. Gene Ontology annotation, cellular component: extracellular region. Gene Ontology annotation, molecular function: chitin binding.
AUCACAUUUCGGAAUGAACAAGAUUUUUCGCAAGGUGCGCGAACUCGAGACAUCGGAGCGCGGUAUAAUUUAAUACGUCGCUCGCACCCCUAAUUUGCACCGAUUGGCCGGUGAUUGAAUUGGCUUGUGUCAUCAAUUGCGAUUAAUUGUAACGUGGCUCGAACGAGACGCGAUGAUAGUGCCCUUCGCCGCCUGCGCAUUUUCCCGCGUUAAUUUCUACAUAAAAUAGAUAAUUUCGACCGUAAAAGCUGAAUAAAGACAAGUCUGCUCAAAGUCACGAGUCUCUUUCGCGCAAAAAUUCUUCCGGCAGGGUUGAGGCAGCUGUCGCAAUUCCGACGAAGAGAGGCAGAUCGUUGUUCACGCACGAGGAGUCACCGAGUGCCCUCGUAUCGGACGUUUCUCGACGUCCUCAUGAUCGACGACUAGAAGCGGCGUCGGUUUCGCAACCGCUUAAGUAUUCACGUCCCGAAGAAACGCCGCUCGCGACGCGGCCUUAACGAAGAUAAGGCCCGCCGGCCGAGACUGCCCUCGAAUUUCGACGGCUGAAUUCGCGCAGCGGCACCCUCUCCUCGGAGCCCCCGUUGGAACGCGGCCAAUCGCGAAAUGGAACGCCGUAUAUUUUGAGAAAAAUGGCUAAAGUCACGAGUGAAAACGAGAAGAAAAAUUCGCGUGGUCGGUGGCAAAAAUCCGAGUGGACGCUUCGAGUUGAGCUUUGACGUUUCUCUCGACACACACACACACACACACACGAGUAUUCCCGGCUCACGUGUGUGAUUUAUACUCGGCCUUCGUGAUGGAUGCCCCUUCGGCGACCCUCAUAGGCGAUUCCGCGCGCCUGGUUCCUCUCAGAAAUAAUCCUCCUUCUCUCUCUCUCUCUCUCUCUCUCUCGGCAGAAGGACGCGUCUGGCUACCAAUAGGCUACAAAUUCGCGAUAGAUCAUCGGCGUGUCGUUAUUUAAUGUCUCACGACCAGUGCAAAUUUCAUAACGCGUCGCUCGACUCGACGUAAAUUGAUAAAAAAGAAUGUAAUAAAAAAAAUAAAACAACGACGUGAGGCAACCGAGAGGCAAGAACGUCAUCGAGCUACGUAAGAAGAAUCGCCAAACGAGGCGAGGCAGCCCUCGCCGGCUGAGCUUCCGAGAGAAAGAGGCAAGUAGAAAUUACCAAAUGAGCACAUCAUCGGGCCAUCACAGAGCGGCCCGGCAUUUGCAUCGGGCCUUCGCGAGGAUGAUGCGAACGUCUGACGAUGGUCAUUGGCAGACCAAACGUGAUGAACUUACUGAUUCCGACGUACCGAGAAUCGGCCAUUCAUACAAUAUUCAAGAUCCUUACGGGCACUUCGCUAUAUAACACCCUCCUGCGGAGCGAGUUCAUCAGUCCUCUCAAGAUCCCCGAACGCGGAGCUCCAAUAAAACGUCAAAUUUGCCGAGGGAACGAACCGCGGCCCGAGACCUGAGAGAGAGAGAGAGAGAGACCACCGGCGAUCUCAGCCAAAGACGAAAGAAACCUCGGUCGUUCGCGAAGCACCCAGUUUCGUUUCGGGAACAUGGCGCGAGACAAGCUCCUCGUCCUGCUGCUCGUCGGCUUCGUCGCGCUGGCUCUGAGCUUGCCCCAACAGUCGAAGCCCAAGAGACCCACUCCGGUAUUCAGCAAGUCGAAAACCGGCGGUCUGCUGCUGCCCGACAACGCGACGCUGAUCCGCGAGAACAUCGCCGACACGUUCUCGUGCCAGGACAGAAUUUAUGGAUAUUACGCCGACAUGGAGAACGAGUGUCAGGUGUUCCACGUGUGCCUGCCGCAGGCGAGGGACGCGAUUCGCUGGAGCUUCAUCUGCCCCGCCGAGACGGUUUUCAAUCAGGCGACAUUCGUGUGCACCCGAACGGAGAGCUCGAUACCGUGCGAAGAAUCGGAAAAGUACUACGCGUUAAACGAAGAGAUUGGGAAGGAAAUAGAGGAGGAGGAGGAGGCGGACCAAGAACGAGGGAAGGAGAGCGUCACGAAAGCUCCCGCAGCCGAGGCCCAGAGUCCGCUGACGAAGAAGCCGCCGACGAGGAGCUCGAGACUGUUGAAUCGGGAGAGAUCGUUCCGGCACUACUGA